Pecten maximus is the source of this 7266-nucleotide messenger RNA. RefSeq names its product calcium/calmodulin-dependent 3',5'-cyclic nucleotide phosphodiesterase 1A-like. Gene Ontology annotation, biological process: signal transduction. Bases 344 to 2524 code for a protein of 726 amino acids. The transcript is spliced from 17 exons. The record is from RefSeq and is a predicted model, not a curated record. Gene Ontology annotation, molecular function: 3',5'-cyclic-nucleotide phosphodiesterase activity. NCBI's taxonomy places the organism in Eukaryota, Metazoa, Mollusca, Bivalvia, Pectinida, Pectinidae.
AGUCUGCAGUUGUGCAUACAUAUAUUUUGUUUUACAGAUCUAUUGGAAAAUAUUGAAUACGGCCACAUCUGCUGUUUGAAUUUGAAUAAGUAUACAGAUGUAAUAAUCAAGUGGUUGUAUAUGAUGGCCGACCCCGUAAUGAUGGAUAUCGGGCCAAAUAUCUACCUCAAUGGUCGUCGUAAUAUAAAAUAUGUACCAGAAGAAUUGUGUCAUUGUUUACCGAGGAAAUAAUUUAUAUUCACGGUUUGUGUCAUUCACUUUAGGAUUACGUUAUAAACAAUAUUUAUCAAUUGAGGAAUUAUUUAACCAUAUUACGUAAAAUUAUUGGCCAGAUUUACCUACAAUGACGGGUGAACAGACCCCUCCGGGGGUGCUAUCUAUGCCUCGGCCAAAUGUCAACUGGAAUUUGUUGAUACAUGGUAAACAUGAAGUGCGGCACCACCAGAGAAAUGAUGCCAGGGACUUGGGAAUGGAUCUCGCCAAACUAAAACCUGUUCCAGACAGACCAAGGAUUUUUAUGUCCAGCAAAUCGGGAAAAGUUGUGAUUGUGUUUCCUAAUGGAGAAAUCGUAGAAGUGGCGAACCCACCUGAUCGGGCAAAAGACGAUGCCAGUGUUGGAUCCAAAAACGGCCAACUAUCACGAACAGGAUCUUUAACGGUGCUUAGAAGGACAAACUCCAAAACCAAGGUUGGAGGUUCCACCAGUAGUAGUCGGACCUCGAGUGUUGUCAGUGCGGAAAGUGACUCGUACGCCAGCGUCGACCUUGGUACUGACAAACUACCAGCAAUAGACACACCGGAUGCUUCACAUGUUUGCUCAAUACGACUAAGACACAUACUGCGAAGGCUUCAAAAGGAGGACAUAUCGAGAGAGGAUCUACAGAGAAAUUUGGAAUAUGCAGCAUCCGUUUUAGAAACUGUGUACAUAGAUGAAACAAGACCUAAACAGGAGUCUCAGGAAGUGCGACUGUGUGAUGAUGAUGACGAGCUCAGUGAGGUUGAGCCCGACGCUGUACCAAGUGAAGUCCGGGAUUGGCUAGCGCUGACUUUCACACGCUCCAUGAGCAACAUCAAAAGGCGUGGAGAUGACAAGCCGAAGUUCCGCAGUGUGGCACAUGCAAUCAGAGCGGGAAUUAUGGUGGAUAGGAUAUAUCGUCGCCUGUCCAGUUCAGCUGGGCUCCACAUACCACCACAUGUUCUACAGCUUUUAAAGCAACUUGAUGACUGGUCCUUUGAUGUGUUUGCUGUCAAUACAGCUGCGGAUGGACAUGCCUUGAAAUUUGUGGGUUAUGAACUUUUGCAAAAAUAUGAUUUAAUAUCAAAGUUUAAAAUCAGCACGAACGUGUUGGAUUCCUUCCUCUUGGCAAUAGAGCAGGGUUACAGUAAAUACAAGAAUCCCUACCACAACCUCCUACACGGGGCAGACGUGGCACAGACCGUGCAUUUUGUGCUGUCCCAGAGCAAACUAGCACAUUGGUUGACAGACUUGGAGGUGUUUGCUACAAUUAUAGCUGCGUUAAUACAUGACUAUGAACACACAGGAACAACUAAUAACUUCCAUAUUAUGACAGGGUCCGAAGUCGCAAUAUUAUACAAUGACAGAGCUGUGUUAGAGAAUCACCAUAUCAGUGCCUCCUUCAGAAUGAUGAAAACUGAUGAAUGCAAUAUUGUAUCCAACCUCAGCCGAGAGGAGUUCAGGGAGUUCCGAAAUCUGGUCAUAGACAUGGUGCUGGCCACAGACAUGUCCUUCCAUUUUCAACAGAUCAAGAAUAUGAAGAAUCUGAUGGCAAUGCCGGAAAACGAUAUUGUUGUGGAAUUUUGUAUCGACAAAUCCAAAGCGUUAUCACUCGUCCUACACUGCGCAGACAUAAGUCACCCUGCCAAGGAUUGGUCAAUACACCAACGCUGGACAGAGCUCCUACUGGAGGAGUUUUUCAGACAGGGUGACCGUGAGAAGGAGCUAGGCCUACCAUUUUCUCCACUCUGUGAUAGAACUAGUACUCUCGUAGCAGAGUCACAAAUAGGGUUCAUUGACUUCAUUGUGGACCCGAGCUUCCAGAUGAUGUCCGAGAUGCUAGAAAAAGUUCUGACGCCGUUACAUCGCCAGCAGAACCAAAAUCCUCGUAACAUUGAUGAAGCAAUAUCUGAGGAAGUGUUUGAUGACAAAAAACAGGAUAAAAGUACGAGUACAUCCAGUCUCCACUCCUUCGGGAGUCAACCCAGCACACCUCGCACCCCAAUCUCUCCAGGGGCCAGGUAUCAGUUGAAAUGUCCAUGGACAAACUGCCUCACACAGAACAAGAUUCACUGGAAAGAUCGGGCAGCUAAAGAUGCAGAGGAAAGGAAGAGGCUGGCAGCUUUACAGGAAGCAUUGGAUAAAACGGACACUAAUCAAUCAAAUACGUCAGAAAAUUGUAGUGUAAAUUGUGAAAGCUCCGUAAAACUUGAAAACAAUACCACGGUGGUACCAACGAGGCAGGUAGAGUCAAACCAGGUCCCCGAGGAAGGCAAGGAUGGCCAAUGAUAUUGGAGCAGAACUGACAUUACGUACAUUGUACACCGCGUUUGCCAUGGAAACGGAACAUUGACAAUUGACAUGUCUUUGUUGCUUCCAUGGUCUUUUCCAUCACUGCUUCCUGCGUACAAUGUGACCUCCACUGUGACCUUUGACCUUUGGUUAACAGGGAGAAUUAACCUCUCUGCAGCUUUUUCUGUGAUCUGUGUUUCUGGGCUGAAACUGUACCUAAACUAUUUUUUCAUCCUUAAUCAUUUUGUGCAUGGUUCCAUAGCACCAAUGCAGGGCGGGAUUACAAACUCUGAUCCCCAACCUAAAAUUAUGUGAAUAUUUUUUCUCAUACCCUGUUCCUGGUAAAAGCUGUUAUAUUUAGCAUUGCCUAUAGGAAUUUUUUAAGCUACACCAAAAUAUGAAAACAAUGGCCCUGUGCCAUUGUUUUACAGAGGCAAUAAGUAGUACAAUAUUUUGUAUAUCUGAAAUUAUUAAUUGUUAAAGCUUUGAUAUUUUAUUUGAACUGGAUAAGGAUUGUGUUUGUGAAAUAUAGGUCAUUAAUAACAUUGCUUACGCAAAAGGAUAUAUACAGAGUUACAUGUUAUCAAAGUUUUAACAUUUCGUGUAUUUUACCAUGUUUGUACUAGAUCAGAAAAGGAAAACCCUAGAAAAUGUCAGAUAAAACAUGUAUACGUGAUUGACCAUGCUCGAACUUCAUCAUUUAUGCUUGUAUAUUAAAUCUCGCUGUAAAAUCCUACCUUAAGAUACAGAAUAGUUGGUCUUAUUGCGAACGCUAUAUAAUAAGAAUCACGUUGUAAUGCACUAUGAUUCUGUGAACCAAUAAACGUGUAGCGGGACUGGACUGAGUCGAUCAUCGGUGACCAGGCAGCUCAAUUGGUAGAGCAUUCGGCUAGCGUUCGGAGGUCCUGGGUUCGAACCCCGGUCUGGCUGCUACAUUUUCUCCUCUCGCGUUACACAUGUAUACAAAAUGUCGUAGGUUGCAGUAUGUAACGUUAGGCGAUUGAAAUCAGCAGAGGUGCGACGUCCUACUUUAUAUGGCUUCAGUGUCCUGUUAUAGAUACAGCGUUACACUAUGUUAAUAACUGUAUUGCUAUGUGAUGUAUGUGGAAAUAUAAAACAUUAUGCAAGAAAUGGAUGACAAUAUUAUGAACCCAGAAGCCAUAUUAUAUAUAUAUAUCUAUAUAUUAGGUCUUGUUUAAUAUCUCAACUCCAACGUCCGACUGAACAACAAAUAUAUCAGUCCUGGCCGAGGUUGUCACACAACCACAUCAUUUAAAGUAUUUGAGUUGACAUUGAUUCAAAAGUACUGAUAUAUACAUUUUUAGUUACAGAAACUCUUUUGAGGUUUCUAUCUACACCAUAAGGUUGUAAAAUGACUAGACACUUUAGAAUCAGAAAUGUUUGAAUCAUUUGUAUACAAAAGAGAUUUGUUGGUUUGGGGUUGAUUUCAACAUAAUUGUUAUUAUUUUACCAGACCCAUCAACACAUUGAUAGAUAGUUAAUGAAUGUGUUCCAUUAGGAGCAUGGACCAUCAUAUGUCAAUGUAUAGACUUUCAUUUUUAUCAAAAAUAUGAAAUUUUAAAGGGUUUAGUACAAAAAACCUGUUUAUUUAAACUUAUUUUUUCUCAUAUUCUUAUCCUCAGUGAAUUUUAUCUGUUUCCCAGUACUCGACAAUCAUUUAUGUUUUUUAUGAUCUAAUUAUGUUCCUGUUUUAAAAACUGGCAGACAAGAUGUUACUGUUUUCUUUCUGAUCUCAUUUCUAUUCUAUAAGUAAUUCAUUAGUUUCAUUUUAAAUAAUACCGAGUUUAUUCAGAAAGGUUGUUGGGGAUAAAAUAGUUUAUUUAUAAAAAGAGAAUAAUCUUGUAAAAGUGCUACUGCUGCAUACCAAAGCUUGGAUAUUCUAGGGUGCUGUUAGGACACUGGAUCGAUCAGUUGGUUGGAUGUACAGAUACUGCCAUAGGCUAUGCUAGGAGUUUGAUCACCUCAGUUCAAAAGAUAACAUGCGGCCAUAGGUCUGUAUAAAGAAGGUUGUUUGCUUCGAGAUGGUUGUUUUACAAUACUAAUAGUUUUGUUGUGUUGUUUACGGGGUAGUCUCAUUCAUAUGCCCUGGUAUAGCGCUGUACCAAUGGGUAAGGAAAGCUCAGUAAGCCUUUCAAUAAGUUUGGAUCACUAAGCCUUGGUUCAGUUAGCUUCACUAGGCCUUUGAAUAAGCUUGGGUCACUAAGCUUUUGAAAAAUUGAGGUUUAGUAAACCUUUGAAUAAGUUAGGUUCAGUAAACAUUUGAAUAAGUUAGGUUCAGUAAACCUUUGAAUAAACUAAGUUUAGUUAAUAUUUGAAAGAAUAAGCUAGGUUAGUUAACGUUUGAAUGAAUAAGCUAGGUCCAUUAAGCCUUUGAAUAAGUUAUGUUUAGUAAACAAUUUGAAUAAGUUGUUUAGUAAACCUCUGAAUAAGCUAGGUUCACUUAGCCUUGUUUCAUUAAACCUUUGAAUAAGGUAGGUUCACUAAGUCUUGGUUCAAUAAACCUUUAGGUUCCGUAUGCCUUUGACUAAAUUAGGUUCCUUUGGCCUAUGAGUAUGACUAAGUUAUGCUCUGUAGGCCUACGACUCUACAAAGGUCGGUAUGAGUACUAGCGAGUACGGAUGUAAAAAAUGGAGAACACAAUAUAUCGAGUACAAACAUGUGGACCUCAGAAAUAGAGGACAUCACCUUUGAUUACUUUACUGUCGUGGAAUAAGAUCCUAUACAAGCUUUUUAGCAGUCGUCUCGUUACAGGUGGUACUUUACAUUGUGACAACAUAGUACCAUAUUUUCUAGGUGUUUGACAAAAAUAUUGGGUGUUUUAUCUCAUGUUAGUUCCGAAAAUGUGUCUGUGAUUACAAUAUUUUACUGUUUUAUGUAUCGCACACUUGUUUAAUAUUGUGCCAUAAAUAUCUUCAGUCACAUGAUCCAAUCGAUCAACCAAUCAGCCAAUCCGACGAAGAUUUGAUUUUAACUGAUGCAACAAGUGUUGUGAUCCCUGAACCCUCAAAGAUUGGCUGUUCCUCUGAUAAUGUUAAAUACUGGUUAGUGUUGUCCAGUAUCUAAGCUACAUAAUAAACCGUUAAUUGAUGAUGUUAUAGAGUAUAUUUUUGAUUGUCAGAUUUUUGGAGAGUUCUGGCAAAUCCUGUUGUUUGUAAGAGUUUGUUCUGAUGUAACCACUGUAAAUCUUUCUGUAAUGUCCGCUCGAAUUUAGCCGAGUGUUCAAUUGAUGUAACGCAGAAUUUCACAAGUUUCGUCCCUUUUUAAUCAUUGUCCGUGCAAGACCACGGCUGAACUGAAAAGUAUGCAGUAUAGGAGAGAGUAAAAGAGUUACGUCAGGGGCAGUAACUCGUACAUGUUUGUUAACGAUAGGUUGCGCACCACUAAAUAAUCACAUAUGUAAAUAAGUCUGGGAAUUAGAACCAGUAAAAUAUGUGUUUUAUAUCUAAAUAGAUCACAUGAUCAAAGUGAAGAUGAAAUGUGGUGUUUUAUUAUACGUUGAAAAGAAAUUGAAUUUUUUUUUAAAGUGUCGGUAUUUUCCGUAUUUUCCCAUGACUGCGUGCAUCAAAGCUUGUGAAAUUCUGCUGAUUGAUAAUUUGGGAACAGACAGAAGGGUUAAAUUCCUUGUUUUGAGAACUACUCUUUGUCAAGUUUUCGUUAUUGCCUUGGUUUAUUUUUACACAUAUUUUUGAAGACUUUGCUUGUUAUCUCAUUUGUAAUCGGUGAGUUUUUGUUAUUUUUUGCGGAAUAGUUAACCUUUUCAUGGCAGCUUACUCGAUAGAUAUUCAGUCCCAAUACGAUACUCCCAAACGUGAUUAUCCUGGCCCCAGUACAAUACCCCCUAACGUGAUUAUCCUGGCCCCAGUAUAAUACCCCCUAACGUGAUUAUCCUGGCCCCAGUACGAUACUCCCAAACGUGAUUAUCCUGGCCCCAGUACAAUACCCCCUAAUGUGAUUAUCCUGGCCCCAGUACGAUACCCCCAAACUUGAUUAUCCUGGCCCCAGUACGAUACUCCCAAACGUGAUUAUCCUGGCCCCAGUACGAUACCCCCAAACGUGAUUAUCCUGGCCCCAGUACGAUACUCCCAAACGUGAUUAACCUGGCCCCAGUACGAUACUCCCAAACAUGAUUAUCCUGGCCCCAGUACAAUACCCCCAAACGUGAUUAUCCUGACCACAGUACGAUACUCCCAAACGUGAUUAUCCUGGCCCAGUACUAUACUCCCAAACGUGAUUAUCCUGGCCCCAGUACGAUACCCCCAAACGUGAUUAUCCUGGCCCCAGUACGAUACUCCCAAACGUGAUUAUCCUGGCCCCAGUAUGAUACUCCCAAACGUUGUUAUCCUGGCCCCAGUACGAUACUCCCAAACGUGAUUAUCCUGGCCCCAGUAUGAUACCCCCAAACGUGAUUAUCCUGGCCCCAGUACGAUACUCCCAAACGUGAUUAUCCUGGCCCCAGUACGAUACUCCCAAACGUGCAUAUCCUGGCCCCAGUACGAUACCCCCAAACGUGAUUAUCCUGGCCCCAGUACGAUACUCCCAAACGUGAUUAUCCUGGCCCCAGUACGAUACUCCCAAACGUGAUUAUCCUGGCCCCAGUACGAUACUCCCAAACGUGAUUAUCCUGGCCCCAGUACGAUACUCCCAAACGUGAUUAUCCUGGCCCCAGUACAAUACUCCCAAACGUGAUUAUCCUGGCCCCAGUACGAUACUCCCAAACG